AUGGCCAUGGGUGGUGGUGGGUUGUCUCCCCCGGCCCCUACGGAGGGCCCAACCCCAGCGCCAAGGUCAGCCCCCGGGCGAAAGAAGACACGCCCAACAAGGCCGCAACCCCCAUCCCAGCCGGAACCAGUAGCUUCCAGCCAAGAGGUCCAGACGGCGCCCUCAUCGGCUCCUCCAGCCGAAACAUGGGCCACCGUGACACGGAAAGGGAAGAAGAAGAAACCCAGGACUGCCGCCGCUUCCCAACCGGUCCCUGCGCCCAGGACGGCUCCAACGGCGCCGAAACCGAAGCCCAAACGGGUAAAACUGACCCCUCCCCGCAGCGCGGCCAUCGUGGUGACGCUGCAGCCAGAGGCGGCAAAGAGAGGGUCUACCUACAAAGAGGUGCUCACUAAGGCCAAGGCUGCAGUGGACCUGUCCGAGCUGGGAAUCCCCAGCAUAAAGGUCACUGACUCGGCAACCGGGGCUCGACUUAUCGAGGUUCCGGGAACCGAGUCCAGAGAAAAGGCCGACAAGCUGGCGGACAAGCUAAAGGCGGUUCUCGGUGGCGAUGUGACUGUCACCAGACCUGAGAAGCGCGCGGGCGUGCGCAUCUCUGGCCUGGACGAGUCCGUCACCAAGGAGGAGGUUGCCGAAGCGGUGGCUAUCAAGACGGGUUGCUCUACGGGAGCAGUUAGAGUGGGGGAAAUCCGGCGCAGCUCCCGUGGAGAGGGAGUAGCCACAAUCAGCUGCCCGGUUGUUGCGCGCCGGCCGUCGUCGAGUGCGGACGUGCGUGUCGAUCGCUCCGCGGCCGCCGCGUGGGUACUGGACCGCGUGGACAAACCGCAUGCAGACCGCGUGCGGACCACGUGCGGUUUGACGUUUGACAGUGACAUUGACACUAAUUCGACACUGACGUUUGCGCCCGGUGUUGCCAGUGCUAAUAUAUAG
Messenger RNA from Ostrinia nubilalis (European corn borer), 930 nucleotides. RefSeq lists its product as uncharacterized. The record is from RefSeq and is a predicted model, not a curated record. Bases 1 to 930 code for a protein of 309 amino acids. Lineage: Eukaryota; Metazoa; Arthropoda; Insecta; Lepidoptera; Crambidae. The transcript has 2 exons.